Penicillium daleae is the source of this 1092-nucleotide messenger RNA. Its product is annotated as ubiquinol--cytochrome-c reductase catalytic subunit CYT1. The record is from RefSeq and is a predicted model, not a curated record. Gene Ontology annotation, biological process: mitochondrial electron transport, ubiquinol to cytochrome c. Gene Ontology annotation, molecular function: heme binding; electron transfer activity. Bases 91 to 1092 code for a protein of 333 amino acids. Lineage: Eukaryota; Fungi; Ascomycota; Eurotiomycetes; Eurotiales; Aspergillaceae. The transcript is spliced from 6 exons.
CCCCCCUCCCCCCCUCCUCCUUCGUCUCGCUCGAAGCGAAUCCCGCCCUUUCACCUCCAUCGCCAAUCGAUCGGAGGGUCUGAAUUCGUCAUGCUGGGCCGUUCCCUUCCGCGCGUGGCCGCCCGGGCUUUCGCUCGCCAGCCUGUCGGCAAGUCCACGCGUGCCUCGUCCACCGCCGCCGGUGUCGAUGCCGCCAGCUCCCCCUUCUACCUCACCCUCACUGCCUCGCUCGCUACCGCCGCGGCUGCCGGUUCCGCCGCCUGGUACUACCAUCUCUAUGGCCAGGAGGCUUUCGCUAUGACCCCUGCUGAGGAGGGUCUGCACGCUACUCACUACCCCUGGGUUCACCAGCGCUUCAACAAGACCUUCGACCACGCUGCCCUCCGCCGUGGUUUCCAGGUUUACCGUGAAGUCUGCGCCAGCUGUCACUCCCUGACCCGUGUCCCAUGGCGCUCGUUCGUCGGUGUCAUGCACACCGUUGAUGAGAUGAAGACCAUGGCUGAGGAGAACGAGUACGACACCGAGCCCAACGACCAGGGUGAAAUCGAGAAGCGCCCCGGCAAGCUGUCCGACUACAUCCCCGCUCCCUACAAGAACGACGAGGCUGCUCGUGCCGCCAACGGUGGUGCUCUUCCCCCCGAUCUCAGCUUGAUCAUCAAGGGCCGUCACGGUGGCUGCGACUACGUCUUCAACCUCCUGACUGCCCCCGCGGGCGCCAGCGUUGCCGAGGGCAUGAACUUCAACCCCUACUUCCCUGGUACCGGUAUUGCUAUGGGUCGUGUCCUCUUCGAUGGUGUCGUCGAGUACGAGGACGGCACCCCCGCUACCACCUCCCAGAUGGCCAAGGAUGUUGUCGAGUUCCUGAACUGGGCUGCCGAGCCUGAGAUGGACGACCGCAAGAAGAUGGGUGUCAAGGCCAUCGCCCUCCUGUCCGGUCUGUUCGCCAUCAGCAUCUGGGUCAAGCGCUACAAGUGGGCCCCCAUCAAGUCCCGGAAGAUCGUGUACAGCCCCCCAUCGGUCCCCGCCGCUAAAUGUGAUGGCCACGAGGCCUGUAUGAGUUGGAAAAUGGAAGAGGCUGGCGAGGUUACGUGA